AUGAUAAACCAGAUCAUACCGAGCUACCCAGAGAAGAAUCGACCGGCUUUGCGUGCUGCAGCAGACACCUGGCGACUCCCGUACUGGGACUGGGCUGUCCACCCUAAAGUGCCCUGGUUGGCAGCCGAGCCGGAGCUUCAGGUGUCACUAUUCGACGAGCUCGAGACACUGCAGAAUCCGCUGUAUCAGUUUCGCAUGCCAGACGGGAAGCCGAUGGAGGCGCACAGGGUUGGUGAUGUGAAGGCCUUGGGUGAAGAUACGGUAUACUCGUACGGCAAAUGUAUCGCUACCAGCCGAUGUCCGACAGAGGAACAGUCAAAGCCCGACAGCGAGCACUGGAUCCAGGGGGUCGUCAAUAAUGAAGAGGUGGAAAAGCUCCUGAGCCAGCACAGCGCAGUAGAUGGAAACAAUUACGGCGCUGCAGCGGAACUGGUCUACCGACUGCUAACGUACCCCAUUGACUACACGGAAUUUUCCACCACGGCUGUUGCGAACGACAGCCCGAAAGUGUCUGCCGAUGUGAAUAUCGAGUUCAUCCACAACAACAUCCACUGGUGGGCAGGGGGUGAAGGGGGCCAUAUGUCCCAGAUCCCUGUGGCGACGUUUGACCCAAUCUUCUGGCUUCACCAUUGCAACAUCGAUCGUCUGUUCGCCAUCUGGCAGGAGCUGAACCCUGACAAUUUCUUCACCGAUGGAUACCGAGGAGACUUUGACCAGAAGGUGAUCGGGCUCCCAACAACAGUGACGCCAACCACGCCUCUGCGGCCAUUCCACAAAGACGAGGAGGGGAACUACUGGACUUCGCAAGAGGUUCGAGACUUCCGAGCGCUGGGGUACAACUAUCCCGACCUACACCCCGUGAAGCCGGAUUCCGUAGCAGCUUUUGAUGUCGAUGGUUACAAAACCAAGUUACUGGAGCAAGUCACCUUGAAGUACGGUGUUUCUCGCCUGGAAGCACUGACGCAGCUGGAGCUGUCCAAGAAUGGAGUUGGCAAGCCGCUUCCUGAGGGAAUGCGCGAGAUUGAUGGAGGCGUCGCCGGUAACGAUUUUGCCAUCAGUAUUCGCUACUCCAAGUUCGCCUUUGGCGGUCGUCCGUUCAAUAUCGAGAUCUAUCUCGAGCCUGGCGAUGGCAGUGGACGCCACUUUACCGCAGCUGAAUAUGUGACCAACGUGUAUAACUUCAGCACUCCGGCAACCAGGGACGGUCAGGAGGUUUGCAGUAACUGUAGUGACCUGGAGGCGCGAGAUGUCAGGCUCACUGCGUACGUCCCCAUAACGCCGAUUUUGAAUCGCCUGAUCCUGGAGGAGCGGCUGUCCUCUCUGAAGAAGGACGAUGUCGAGGCCGUACUAAAGCGCCUAUACUGGCGGGUCACAAUGGCCGGUCGACCAGUCCCAGAGGACCAGUGGGGACAACUGAACCUUCAACUGCUCGUGUCCAUGGCCGAGAUGUCGCACAGCAAAAACCCAGAGACGCCGUCAAAGAGCGAAAGCGAGCCAGAGGUGCUCCCUGAUGUCGGACAGCCAGAGCCUCCACGACCCAUAGAGCCACCGCAGCCUCCCAAACCGUCAAGUCCCGUCCUGUCCGUAGGAGAGACCCUGAAGCUCAACCAGGAAGUCACAGCCGGACACUCCAUCACCGUCGAAUCUCCCUCGUUCGAUCUCACGGCUCCCUCGAGGCGCGACAGGAACCGAGUCGCGUUCAUCAACUACGACGACAGCAGCGAGGAAAUCGACGACGACAAUUUUGACGCCCUAGUCAGCAUCAACAUCAUUCGCAGACUUUCCAUCAUCCAGAUUCAGACCAAGGCCGCGGGGGAUAGCUGGGAGCGAGUUCGUGACAUCUUCUUCCCUGCCUGGCUGUCAGGUCUGAGUCUCCAAAUCCGUGUCGAUGUCAAGGACACUACAUAUGAGGUCUACCUGAAUGAUACACAUCUCUGCUCCGUUGAAAACAAGUUCGGGAAGAAGGGUAUUACUCACGUUCAAUAUGAUGUGGACGGCGACUCUCCUGCUUUGGCCGCGCAGUUGGAUGUCAUUGCCGCGUAG
This is a messenger RNA of Aspergillus puulaauensis, 2043 nucleotides long. RefSeq lists its product as uncharacterized. Bases 1 to 2043 code for a protein of 680 amino acids. The transcript is spliced from 6 exons. Lineage: Eukaryota; Fungi; Ascomycota; Eurotiomycetes; Eurotiales; Aspergillaceae. The record is from RefSeq and is a predicted model, not a curated record. Gene Ontology annotation, molecular function: oxidoreductase activity.